GGCCUGGGCCAUCGAUCUGGCAACGCCGCCAGUUGAUGCAAUUUUUUUGAGCCAUUUGUUUUGAAUAUAAAAUUUCGAGUGAAUCCCAGGAGCCCCAGUGCCGCCGCCCGGCCGUGAAAUCGCCACGGAGCACACCAGAUCCAUAGUUUCCAGCCCCAGACCCCGGUCGGCAGCCCCCCCGCCCCUCGUCUGGCCCACAGAGUCGCAGCCCAUGAAAUCCCACAAGUGAAUCGCGUCGAGAAUCCAACAGUCGCGUGCGUGAUUCGCUCGAUAUCGGUCGUUAUAUAGCCCCCAUAGCCCCCAUAGCCGCCACAGAAGUCGGGCCACGAUGAGCAGCGCGACGGGGACGCACAAGAAGUACGCCAAGUUCAAGUACUACAUGGAGAAGUGCUACGUGCUGCCGCUGGAGCUGAAGAACGACAUCAUCUACUGCCAGCGUGCGCUGCGCGACUUCCUCAAGGUGCACGGGUUGGUCUCGGACGUCUUCAAGGAGCAGGCGGAUGCGGACCCCGUGCAGAUGCGCCGCAUCCUGGACGAGCUGGAGGAGGAGGUGUACGAGAUCAACGCCGAGCAGCAGUUCCUGCUGCUGCGCCUCAACGACGACCUGGAGGGCUUCUGCAUGAAGCUGAAGGAGAACAACAUCACCACCAUGCCGGAGCUGGCCAACGAGUUCGUCUCCGGCCAGAUAGUGCCUUUGAUCGCCGACCCCAGCUACAAGAUCAGCCCGCAGUCGGUGAUGUGCCGCGACAACGAGGAGAUGCUCAUCCGCAAGCACUUCCUGCUGAGCCAGGACGACGAGGCGGGUGUGCCGCCGCUGAAGCUCAGCGACCUGGACGAGAACAUACCGCUGAUGCUGGCGCCGCCGGUCAGGGGAGUGGGCCAGCAGAUUGCCGCCGUCAAUCCGCAGCUCAAGUGGCCCAAGGUCGAGGAGCAGCCGGUGACGGGGCCGCAGCCAACGCCGCCGCCGCCACCGCUGCCGCCGCUGCAAUCCCAGCUGGAGAUGAUGAGCCGCUCGCUGGACUCGCAUCCUCUGAAGCGCAAGAACAUCACCUGCACCUCGCCGCCGCCCCUGGCGCCCAUUACCCAAACAGUGGUGGUGCCACCGCCCAUCGCUCCAUCAUCAACCUCCUCCUCCUCCUCCUCCGCCUCAUUGCAGCCGCCGAAUCCGCCGCUGGACUUCGAGGUGGUGGCCCAGAGCCGCAAGAACCUGCACCAGGCCCUGAAGCGGGCCCGCAAGACCAAGCAGCAGCCGCGUCUGUGCGACGAGGAGGAGGACCUGGAGAUCACCAGUCUGGAGAACAGUCGCAAGGGCAAGGCCAGCGAGCUGAGGAAGUCGCCGCCACCGCUGGAGGUGGCCACGAGCACUGCCGCCAGCCAGGCGCCCACUGCGUUGGGCAAGAAGGCGACGCCACAGUUGCCAACUCAGGCAGCGGCGGCGAAGAGCGCUGCGUACAAGACGCGCAACACUCGCAGGAAGUCCUCGCCGACGCCCACUUCGAACACCCAGCCGCAGCCGGCGGUCUCGCCGUCCGGCAGCUCAGACGAUUCCAGUGCGGAGCUGCAGCAGGAGCAGCAGCGGCUGCACGCCUCCGCCGCCCAGUGGCGCGACGAGCCGCGCGAGAACCGCACCCAGCCGGCGGACUACGGCCAGGAGACGUUCCUCGGCCUCUUUGGCCUGUACACGCCCGAGGUGCUCAAGAAGCUCAACCAGCGCCACUCGAAGCGCAAGCGCCGCACCGUUCAGAAUGCCAGCGGCGUGGACUUCCACUAUGGCCAGCAGCUGAAUGCCAUGGACACGCUGGUGCUGGGCGUGCGCGGCCACAAGAAGGCCAAGGACAAGCCGGAGUUCCUGCUGUCGCCCAAGGAGAAGCGUCUGCAGGCCAACUCGAAGAGGGUCUACACGCGCAAGAGCAAAUCGCCGGACAAGCUUACGGAGAAGGGCACUGGCGGAGGAGCAGCAGCAGGGGGAGCAGGAGGCGGAGGAACUGGGGUUUCCCCCUGCCAGCAUGGCGAGAGCGGCGCCUCCAAGUGCCGCAAGUGCCGCGAGUGCAGAGAGUGCAAGCGCCGAGUGGAGCCCGAGGCGAUGUACUGCCACUUCUGCAGUGGCUUCUACCACCUGGACUGCCACGAGAGCACCAAGAACCGGCAGCAGAUGCAGCUGCAGAACUCCCGCUGCCCGCCGUGUCUGCGCGAGCAGGUGGAGAAGUAGCGUGAUAGCAAGUGAACGGGAUGUGGGACACUUAUGGCACUAUUUUCCCGCUUCCUGUUUGAAAACCAAAAGUUGUUGGAUGGAUCGGGUUAGUUGCCCCUCGGUCCCAUGGACAAGGGCCCUUAUUGGAUGCCUCCCUUGCUGAACUCCACUGUUCCACAGCCCCCGUGCGACCUGAAGCCACCUUUUUCUAUUGCGGAGCAGGACGAGGGAUAAAAUGACCUUAAGUUUUUUUCGUACAUUAAUGAAACUCUUCUAGUUAAGUUUGUAUGUGCAUUGGCAUACGCAAAAGUGAUUCAAAUAAAUAUAUACGCAUAUUA
This is a messenger RNA of Drosophila biarmipes, 2529 nucleotides long. RefSeq lists its product as uncharacterized. The transcript is spliced from 4 exons. The record is from RefSeq and is a predicted model, not a curated record. Bases 329 to 2209 code for a protein of 626 amino acids. Lineage: Eukaryota; Metazoa; Arthropoda; Insecta; Diptera; Drosophilidae.